AUGGGUGCAAGUUCGGGCCCGGACAAGAAUGGAAGAACGCCGCUGCACCGGGCAGCACAAAAGGGCCGCGAAACAAUUGUGAACCUCCUCCUUAGGAAUGGCACAGACCUCUCAGUAUCUGACGGUAGUGAUUUGACGGCAUUACACCAAAGCGCACUUGAAGGACACGAAAAUGUAGUCGCCCUACUACUGGAGAAUGGUGCUUCUUUAUCGGCCACAGACAGAAUCGGAAGGACGCCAUUACACUGCGCCGUAGACAAAGGUCGCAAUGCAGCCGUCAAAGUAUUACUCAUGCAAGGUGCUAGAAUUUCAAGUACCGAUCAUGAUUUCCGGACACCACUGCAUUGCGCUGCAUCUAAUGGAAACGAAAAUAUUGUAAGAGCAUUGCUAUGGAGGAGAGCGGAUGUAUUGGCCACUAUGUUAAACGGAUGGACUCCGCUAGAAUACGUAAAGCAUGAACGCCAUGAGCGUGUUAUCUCUUUGCUCGAGGCUGCUGUUUCAGGACUUCAAGACCAUGUCGGGCAGCCAGAACCCCUCGCCGAAUGGCAGCUUUGGCAAGAUAUAGUCACAAAUACACGCUGCUCUACGCCCGCAUUACCCACCUCUACCAGAUCUUCUCUAGGCGCGAAUACCGAUGGGAGGACAUUACUACAUCUUGAAGCAUUUAAACCACACAACAGCUCGAAGGUUAUAAGACAACUGCUUGAAGAGGGUUUUGAUGUGGCCGCACUCGAUAAUCAGGGACAAACACCAUUGCAUUGUGCGGCAGCAGAAGGGCAUGAGAGAAUGGUUAAACUAUUGGUUGAAAAUGGUGCUAGUCUAUCGGCAAAUGAUAUACUUGGAAAGACCCCAUUACACUACGCAGCAAAAAGAGGGCAUGUGAGGUUGGCCAAACUCCUUCCCAGGAGAGACGCCAGUUUAUCACUCGAAAGCAAUAACGGAUGGACACCAUUGCACAGUGCAGCAUCUCAAGGACAACAGGAAAUGGUUUGUGUUUUAUUACAGAAAGGCGCUGAUCCCACGGUGUUUGACAAUAACGAGUUUGUGCCAAUGCAAAUCGCGGAGCAAGCUGGUCACAAUCUCGUCGUAAACAUACUUCGCAAUUCAACUAAGAACAAGCCAGAAGAACCCUUACCAAACUCUAUUUCUCCGAACUCUAAGAUUGAGCUAGACUCGAGCCAUAUUGACCGGACCGCAUUCAAGCUAGCCAUUUACGAUGGCAUUGUUGAGGAAGUUGGAAGAUUAAUAGGUAACGGGGUCAAUAUAUCAAUUCCAGACGAUUCUGGAUGGAUGCCAUUACACAGUGCAGCGGUCCGUGGUCAUGAGGGCGUAGUCCGGGAAUUAAUACGGAGGGGGAGCUGA
Morchella importuna is the source of this 1362-nucleotide messenger RNA. RefSeq lists its product as uncharacterized. The transcript has a single exon. NCBI's taxonomy places the organism in Eukaryota, Fungi, Ascomycota, Pezizomycetes, Pezizales, Morchellaceae. Gene Ontology annotation, molecular function: protein binding. Bases 1 to 1362 code for a protein of 453 amino acids. The record is from RefSeq and is a predicted model, not a curated record.